Molecule: messenger RNA, 883 nt
Organism: Hordeum vulgare subsp. vulgare (domesticated barley)
Lineage: Eukaryota; Viridiplantae; Streptophyta; Magnoliopsida; Poales; Poaceae
Product: SKP1-like protein 1
Exons: 2
Coding region: 103-624 (173 amino acids)
Biological process (GO): SCF-dependent proteasomal ubiquitin-dependent protein catabolic process
Cellular component (GO): nucleus; cytoplasm
Molecular function (GO): cullin family protein binding
Source: RefSeq, a predicted model, not a curated record
CUCCCUUCGAUUCCACACCACCACUCGCCUCCUCCCCUAGGGUUUCCCGCCGCGCACCACCACCAAAAACCCCCGCCUCCCACCUCCCCGGCGAUCGGAUCGAUGGCGGCGGACGCGGCAUCGGCGGCGGUGAAGAACCUCACGCUCAAGAGCUCCGACGACGAGGUGUUCGUGGUGGAUGUGGCGGUGGCCAUGGCGUCGCAGACCAUCAAGCACCUGGUGGAUGACGGCUGCGCCGACAACAUCAUCCCGCUCCCCAACGUCAGCGCCAAUAUCCUCAUCAAGGUCAUCGACUACUGCAAGCAGCACGUCCUGAACGGGGACGCAGCCGCCGCCGCCGCCGACUCCUCCUCCACCUCCACCUCCGUCAAGCCCGACGAGGUGAACCUCAAGGCCUUCGACGAGCACUUCGUCAAAGUCGACCAGACGGUCCUCUUCGACCUCAUCCUGGCUGCGAACUACCUGGAGAUCAAGGGGCUCCUCGACCUGACCUGUCAGACGGUCGCCGACAUGAUCAAGGGCAAGACUCCGGAGGAGAUCCGCAAGACCUUCAACAUCGUCAACGACUUCACACCGCAGGAGGAGGAGGAAAUUCGGAGGGAGAACCAGUGGGCCUUCGAGUGAAGGUUGACUCUGCGACGCGAAUAACCAGCAAGGAAGGAAACGUGGCUUCGUUGAAUGCCUGGGAGCAGCCGUUAACGUUUUGUGGUUCUGAGACAAGGCUAGUAGGGAAGAUGUAAGUAGGUUCUGAUUCCGGUGGAUCUGGAGGGUCCUUACCAUUUUGGCUGACUACGCGCUCUUUUUGGUUGUGGUGGUAAUUUUGCUGCACUCUUGGGACCUGGUUAUGAGGAAAUGAGAUGGUGUGCUGGUUAUUCUGCACUAA